Molecule: messenger RNA, 494 nt
Organism: Schizophyllum commune H4-8
Lineage: Eukaryota; Fungi; Basidiomycota; Agaricomycetes; Agaricales; Schizophyllaceae
Exons: 1
Coding region: 24-422 (132 amino acids)
Source: RefSeq, a predicted model, not a curated record
GGAGCGGACAGCAAGGCGCUCGAAUGGUCGACACCGCGCCUGGGCACCUCCCCUACCUGCAGCCUCCCUGGCCCGUCCCACCCCUCUCCUUCUCUUCCCCCGCGCUUUUACACGGCGCUCCUGUCGCCCCGAACCUUCCUUGUGUAUACGUACAUAUACAUCCCCUCCCCGGUUCAUUCCCCCUCCUUUCUUCUCCCUCCCAUACUACUCCCUCCCAUACUCGUCCCUCCCGCCGACAGUCAAUUUCUAGCCUAAACGUCCUCGUCCUGACCUUCUCGUUUCCCCUCCUUCCCCUCAUGCCCCUUUCCCUCAAGUCCUCCCGACCGACCUCUUCCUCAAGUCCUUUCCGACCAAGCUCUAGUCCAUGCCUAGUUCCUCAACAUCGGAUAUGGUGUAACGGCCAACAUUGCCGCCUCUCAUAAGUAGUGUGUAAUGCUGUACUAAUUGCGCGGCAGCUCGGGGUUCGAUUCCCCGUAUCCGAAGUCAUUUUUGUC